Messenger RNA from Chara braunii, 1422 nucleotides. The record is from the annotation of a GenBank genome assembly. NCBI's taxonomy places the organism in Eukaryota, Viridiplantae, Streptophyta, Charophyceae, Charales, Characeae.
UCCGAAUACUGGGCCAGUCUAUCUGAUUGGCCCAUAGGUGACUCCUCAGAGCAGUGCAUGCCACGACUCACUCGAUCACAGACCAAGACCAUGGACCGGAAGGAGGGAGAAUCCCUCCUUGCCUAUGAGGAACGCCUGGCUGCUUUCAUCCAGGAGGCCAAUGACAGGGCUGCCGCCGCGGCCAAGGAACGUGGUCGGAUUGAGCAAGAAGAGGAGGCCAAGAGACAGAAGGAAGAACAAGACCGACUUCGUCAAGAGGAGGCAGACCUGCAGGCGACAGCCGAACACUGGUCACGCCAGCGGGAACGACUGUUCACGCGGGAGACCGUGAUCGGCGAUGAGGCCGCACAUUGGGUGCAAGUGGCAUCUGCAGACGAGGCCCCGGAGACUGAGAAAGGGCUGCCAGCCCUUGCACAGGUCUCCCACGACCUCGUGGCCACCUGCUUGGAGACGCAGGUCCAGGCUGCUGCCACCGUGACGCCCGCCGCCGCAUCCUCCAGGCGCCCACCCAAGCUAGAUGACAUUCCAGUWUUCUGCGAUCAGUCCAAGACGGAACCGAUCCCGUGGUGGCGCYAGUUUACUCUCAGGCUCAACAUGCACCAUGUCCCGAACAACGAUCGACAUCCGUGCUUGUACCACCGAUCUGGUGGUGCGUGUCAAGCAUGGYUGGACAACAUCUUGACCAGCCACGGCRUAGCAGUGUCGGAACURCACACCAAGCUCACUUGGCAGGAAUUGACUGACGCCUGGCACAAGCGAUUCCAAGUGGAGCCGCCCGACCUGCAAGCGAUGGACAAGCUCAACAAGCUCCAUCAGAAUACGCUGCUCAGUCAGGACUGGAUUACCGAGUUCCAAAGACUCGCCUCCACAACUGACCUGCUGCUCGCAUUCCGCGCCAUCAAGCACUUGUUUAUCAUGCGCUCGUGUCCAACUCUGCAAAACAUGUUGACGCAGAUUGCAGAGACACUCGACACAUCUGACAAGCUUUUCAGCACAGCGUCACGGAUCAUUCUCACGAAUAUCGAAGCCCACAACGCCGGCCGAUCUUCCGCGACGAUGAGCGGCACCCAGCCCAAGCCAAAGGUGGCUUGCAUUACUUCUACCGAGGCUGCAACACCAAACGAGGGUGAAGUGUUGGCAGCUGCCCGGGAUGGUGGCCGGCCGCGCAACAACCACGGCCGCGACAAGACGAAGACUCAGUCCACCUCUACACCGAGCACCGGAUCAGCAGCCGACGAACCUUGGGCGCAAUACGGACUCUCGGCGAAUUCCUAUCGCACGCGACUCAAGUACCGUUAUUGCCUUUGGUGCAACAGCACCAUCCACGAUGCUGCACAUUGCCCCACCAAGGGGAAACCUCGUCCGGGAAAGUAGGCGCCGUCGAGGGUGACUCGACACCUCCCUUGACGCCAUCGGAAGCGG